CCACGUUGCCACGGCACCAAGUCGAUCGCAGAAGCGCGCGGACGCGAGAACACGAGUCGCUUCGCGAGAGCAGAGGAAGCAGGAGCGAGAACAGGGGCAAGGAAGAGAGCAAGCUAGCGAUGGAAGGACUGAUCCCAUUCGUGAUCGACGUCCUCAGGAAGAGCCACGAGCGGAGCACCUACCGCAGCCUCUCGUCGGACGGCAGCUCCCGCGGCGGAAGCAGGCGUGACCUGAUCGACUACUCGGAACUGCCCGAGGCAGCGGACGACGGGCCGUCCGCCAUGCGUCACCGCCGCGCGCGGUCGGACUUCGUGCAGACGACGACGGGCGCCCGUCGCGCCGAGGAGCACGGCAGGCCGGCGGCCGUAGCUGCCGGGCCAGCUUAUCGCCGGAAAUGAAGGGAUGUAUGGCGCGAGAUUGCCGCUGCCUCUGAACUCCGGAGGAUGUGUGGUGUGGGGUGCUGGUGCUGCACUGCUCUAUAAUUAGUUGUCUACUUGAUUUGUUCUGUUUAAUUCGUUCCUAGCCAUGUAACUAAGCAAAGCUGCGAGCGUGUGAACGUCACAAGGCGCUCACGGUUCACUCGUAAGGUGAAAGUGAAACCUGUCAAUUCGAAUCCUGUCUGUCCCACUUGUUAGGGCCAACCGAACGAAGCUCUUUCUUUUUUUA
Phragmites australis (common reed) is the source of this 666-nucleotide messenger RNA. RefSeq lists its product as uncharacterized. Lineage: Eukaryota; Viridiplantae; Streptophyta; Magnoliopsida; Poales; Poaceae. The coding region runs from base 120 to 398 and encodes 92 amino acids. The transcript has a single exon. The record is from RefSeq and is a predicted model, not a curated record.